UGGGCUUUGAUAUAUUGCCGACAAUCGACAUAGACCCUGAGAUAGCAUAGCACCGAAGCACCUGGCUGGAAGUUUUCCCACCGUUUGUUCAUCCCUGCAUCAUCAACUUCCAGGAGAGGCAAACCCGAUUCGUGAUCGAAUUCCCCUCCCCAGAAAUCCCUACCGGAGAUAAUGUCGUCUACCUUCAGCGGCGAUGAGACCGCACCUUUCUUCGGUUUCCUCGGGGCCGCUUCGGCCCUCGUCUUUUCAUGUAUGGGAGCAGCCUACGGGACGGCGAAGAGCGGCGUGGGAGUAGCGUCGAUGGGGGUGAUGAGGCCGGAGCUUGUUAUGAAGUCGAUUGUUCCAGUUGUUAUGGCUGGAGUGCUCGGUAUCUAUGGUCUGAUUAUUGCUGUUAUCAUCAGCACCGGGAUCAACCCUAAGGCCAAAUCGUACUACCUCUUCGACGGCUACGCACAUCUUUCGUCUGGAUUGGCCUGUGGGCUGGCCGGACUCUCUGCUGGCAUGGCCAUCGGCAUCGUUGGGGAUGCCGGCGUCAGAGCAAAUGCUCAGCAGCCAAAGCUCUUUGUUGGAAUGAUUCUGAUUCUCAUCUUUGCCGAAGCGUUGGCUUUGUAUGGUCUCAUUGUUGGCAUCAUCCUGUCUUCCAGGGCAGGUCAAUCCAGAGCAGAGUAAGUUCUGGAUUGGUGGUUUUCUUCCGAAAUACUUGGUAGCUGUGAGCUGGAUGAUAUUACGCCCACCGAGGCUGUGCGAUAGUUGUAAAUCUAUUCCUCUUUUAACACUCGACUUCUCCAAACCCAUGGCUUAUUAUGUUGCAUUUGCUGGUUUUUAUGACUGGAAGUAGAAUUACCCCCCCCUGGAAAUAAACACUGGUGUCACCUUCUCAUUGUAUUCUGUUGUUCAAAUAAGUGUUCAUCUUCAUCUUGUCAAAUCGGUUUUUCUGCCG
Linum tenue is the source of this 940-nucleotide messenger RNA. The record is from the annotation of a GenBank genome assembly. Lineage: Eukaryota; Viridiplantae; Streptophyta; Magnoliopsida; Malpighiales; Linaceae.